Molecule: messenger RNA, 1313 nt
Organism: Gaeumannomyces tritici R3-111a-1
Lineage: Eukaryota; Fungi; Ascomycota; Sordariomycetes; Magnaporthales; Magnaporthaceae
Exons: 2
Coding region: 200-901 (233 amino acids)
Source: RefSeq, a predicted model, not a curated record
ACAUAGAUAAUGUUGCGCCCGCCGUCCAUCGUUCCCAACGCCCCUCCCUCUUCUGCUUUUGUGAUGUUCGUAGGACCGUAAUAAAGGAGCCCCGUCGCCAUCCAUCCCGGCAUACAGCACAGUACUGCACUGCACUGCCCCAUCACCUUACUAUCACUAGGACAGAACACCAAGAGGCGCCCACAAACAACCACCCACCAUGCUGUCGUCAACACUCAUCUUCCUCGCCAGCGCGGCGCUCACGGCGGCGCACAUCGUCAUCACCUACCCCGGCUGGCGUGGCAACAACCUCAUCACCAACGAGACCUUCCCCUAUGGAAUGCAGUGGAUGUACCCGUGCGGCGGCACGCGCCUCACGCAGAACAGGACUUACUGGUCCGUCAAGGGCGGUGCCGUCGCGCUGCAGCCCGGCUGGUUCCAGGGCCACGACUCGGCCACCAUCUACGUCAACCUCGGCAUCGGCAACGAAGCCCCCGACGGCGGGCCGCUCAACAUGUCGCUCGCCAUGGCCCCGCCCUUUGGCAUCGUCGGCCCGUCCAAGAACCCCUACCCGGGCACCAUCUGCCUGCCCCAGGUUCCGCUGCCCAAGAACGUCAACGUCAAGGCUGGCGACAGCGCCACCAUCCAGGUGGUCGAGCUGGCCCUGCACGGUGCUGCUCUGUACUCGUGUGUCGACAUCACCUUUGUGGAAACCGACGACCCGCGCCUGGGCAAGGUCAACGAGAGCAACUGCUUCAACAGCAGCGACAUCAGCUUCACCGACAUCUACGCCACCCCCGCCAAGACCACCAACUUGACGGCGACAUCAGGCGCCCAGGGUGGCAGCGUGCUGGCCUGGUCGGCGUACGGCACCCUCGGGUGGCUUCCGCUGGUGGCGGGCGCCCUUUGGACGCUGGUAUAGGUCUCUGGUUCUCGCUCUUGCUUAUUUGCUAGCUAUUCCUUCUUCUUCUUGUACAUUUACAUUUCUUUUAUAUCCACUGUCACGGGGCAUUAAAGGCGUUAAUAGGGCGGGCAACUCCCCAUGUUGGUUUUUGGGUUUAAAACGACCAGCCGUGGGCCCAUCUCUGGAUGAGGUGGAAGACAGGCCUGAUGGAGAGCAUAUGUGCUUGUCGCCAUCUAUGUAACUUUUCGUUUAAUCCUAUCCAGGCAGCGUGGCUGCUGUGAUUGACGACAAGAUUGACAGAUGUCUCCCGCGCACUCGUAAAAUGCACACCAAGCUUAGAUAGCAGCGGCCUUGCAGGAUGGAGAGAAUAGAGAAUGCACGCAGUCGACAGUGCUGUGACAGUGCUGUGCUUACUGCAUGGCAUGUGGGG